Messenger RNA from Planococcus citri (citrus mealybug), 1870 nucleotides. It is a transcript of the gene STUB1, whose product is annotated as STIP1 homology and U-box containing protein 1. Gene Ontology annotation, molecular function: ubiquitin protein ligase activity; protein-folding chaperone binding. NCBI's taxonomy places the organism in Eukaryota, Metazoa, Arthropoda, Insecta, Hemiptera, Pseudococcidae. The record is from RefSeq and is a predicted model, not a curated record. The transcript is spliced from 7 exons. Gene Ontology annotation, cellular component: Z disc; cytoplasm. Gene Ontology annotation, biological process: protein quality control for misfolded or incompletely synthesized proteins; protein polyubiquitination; positive regulation of proteolysis. Bases 174 to 1037 code for a protein of 287 amino acids.
GAUAAGUUGAUAAGACGUUUUCAUUUUUCAUCUUUCAUCUCAGGGAUUUGCUUAAUUUUUUGGUUUUUUAUUGAAAAGUUUUCUUCCUUUGCACUUGUGAAUCCAGUUUUACAUCGAGUAUUUUUAGCCAUCGUUCAUUUUUUACUUGGCUGUAUGUAUUGUGAUGAGUGAAAAUGAGUAAAUCGAAUUCAAACCCUACAGACGUCGAAUUGAAAGAACAGGGAAAUAAGCUGUUCAACAUGAGAAAAUACGACGAAGCGAUUAUCUGCUACAGUAAAGCAAUUAUCAAAAAUCCUUCGAUUCCUACAUAUUUCACAAACAGAGCACUGUGUUACCUAAAACUCAAACGUUGGGAGUUGACUUGCCAAGAUUGUCGCAACGCUUUAGAUCUAGAUUCAAAUCACGUUAAAGGGCAUUUCUUUCUCGGCUCGGCUUUGUUAGAAUUGGAAUGUUACGACGAAUCCAUUAAACAUUUGCAAAGAGCUCACGAUUUAGCUAAAGAACAAAAACAAAACUACGGCGAUGAUAUUGCGAGUCAGAUUCGAAUAGCUAGGAAGAAACGAUGGAAUAUGCUCGAAGAAAAACGAAUCACUCAGGAAAUAGAACUCCUGUCCUAUCUUAACCGCUUAAUUUUCGAAGAUUCUCAACGUCAAAUCGGCAAAGUGAAAGAGGAAAGUGGAAAUGACGGCGCUGACGAAGAUUCGCAAAGUAAAAUAAUGGAAUUAGAGUUGAAAUGUGAUAAUUACAUUAGCGAGUUGACUUCUAUUUUCUCAAAAGUUGAUGAAAAACGGAGAAAACGAGAUAUUCCGGAUUUUCUCUGUGGUAAAAUUAGCUUCGAACUCUUACGUGAGCCAGUCAUCACUCCUAGCGGUAUCACUUACGAACGCAAAGAUAUAAUCGAACACUUACAGAGAGUUGGACAUUUCGAUCCGGUCACUCGAGUUAAAUUGACUUCCGAUCAGUUAAUUCCGAAUUAUGCGAUGAAAGAAGUUAUCGAUUCGUUUUUGCAAGAAAACGAGUGGGCUCUAGAUUAUUAAAAUUGAAUUUAUUUUAUAAAAAGUGAAAGGUAAAGCUCUGAACUGGCUGUCGUUUUACCUAACACAAUGUACAUACUAUUGAAAUUUAUUUAGUCAGUUAAAAAAAAAAUGUUUUUACGCUUUACGCGUGCAGUUGUUUUCUCGGCUAAUCUGAAAAGUCGACUCGACUCCCGAUGAGUUGAAUUAUAAUUACAGUUACGCAUUCAUCAGUCGAUAGAGUUCGAUAUUCGGGUACAAGUUAUACACCUAUUUAAUAUUACUGUAAGGGUGUUUGCUUUUAAUUUGAUUCGCCCUCGUAUUAUGUGUUUUUUUGUAGAAAAAAUUACACUUGUCGUCUAUUAUUUGCAAAUCUGUAUGGAAAAUCGCGUGUUUCGAAAUCAGGUUCCAACCACGAGUCGUUUUUCAAAUCUCAAAGCAUUUGAGGAAUACUGAUUUUUUAUUUUUCAAAAUUGUUGAAAAAUGUGGAUAAAUUACGCAGUGCAAUAUUGAAUAUCACUGUAUGAAUUAGAACCGUGAAAAUCACACGAAUAAGGACAUGACAUCUCUGAAAUAAGAAAUGGAGAAAUUUUGUCGAAUCAUUAUACGGAGUAUGUUUGAUAUUUCAGAUGCUACAUGUACAUAGUUUUUUUUUACAUACGAGAAACGCUUCGAGAAUGUUUAUUUUUAUUACUGGAAAGUUAUUUAUGUGUACCUAAUACCUAUAUAUUCGAUAAGAAGGGACUGUUUUAUGUUGCGUAGUGCGUACCUACUCGUACUUCACCAGUUCAGUUUGUUCGUUUUUAUUUUCUUCCAGUAAACUAUUAUGAAAUGUAAAUAUACUUAUUAUUUUAUCA